Messenger RNA from Carlito syrichta (Philippine tarsier), 1315 nucleotides. RefSeq names its product potassium channel tetramerization domain containing 7 (gene KCTD7). NCBI's taxonomy places the organism in Eukaryota, Metazoa, Chordata, Mammalia, Primates, Tarsiidae. Gene Ontology annotation, biological process: protein homooligomerization. Gene Ontology annotation, molecular function: protein binding. Bases 1 to 1017 code for a protein of 338 amino acids. The transcript has 5 exons. The record is from RefSeq and is a predicted model, not a curated record.
AUGCCUUCUAGAGCAUCCAAGGGGAGGCUUUGGUGGUUGUCCAAAUUCCAUCGCCAGCUGCCUAGGGAGCGGGGCAAGGAGCUGUCUGCAGAUGAGAGCAGGCCAAUUAAUAGAGGUGUCCACACUCACCUGACAACCCCGUGGCUUCUGCUCACUAGCUGCUGUUCUGUGGAGCACUGUGGCUUCCACUGGUCUUACUUAAUGUAUGCGUUUCCUGAGGUUGUCCCCCUUAACAUUGGAGGGGCUCACUUCACGACACGCCUGUCUACCCUGCGGCGCUACGAAGAUACCAUGCUGGCAGCCAUGUUCAGUGGACGACAUUACAUCCCUACAGACUCCGAGGGCCGGUACUUCAUUGACCGAGAUGGCACACACUUUGGAGAUGUGCUGAAUUUCCUGCGCUCGGAGGAUCUGCCACCCCGGGAACGCGUGCGGGCUGUAUACAAAGAGGCUCAGUACUAUGCCAUUGGACCCCUCCUGGAGCAGCUGGAGAACAUGCAACCACUGAAGGGCGAGAAAGUGCGCCAGGCAUUUCUGGGACUCAUGCCCUAUUACAAAGACCACCUGGAGCGGAUUGUGGAGAUCGCCCGGCUGCGUGCGGUCCAGAGGAAGGCCCGCUUUGCCAAGCUCAAGGUCUGUGUCUUCAAGGAGGAGAUGCCUAUCACCCCCUAUGAGUGUCCGCUCCUCAAUUCCCUGCGCUUCGAGCGGAGCGAGAGUGACGGGCAGCUCUUUGAGCACCACUGCGAGGUGGAUGUGUCUUUUGGGCCCUGGGAGGCAGUGGCUGACGUGUAUGACCUACUGCACUGCCUGGUCACGGACCUCUCGGCCCAAGGCCUCACUGUGGACCACCAGUGCAUAGGCGUGUGUGACAAGCACCUUGUCAACCACUACUACUGCAAGCGCCCCAUCUAUGAGUUCAAGAUCACAUGGUGGCUGCCCAAUGCUUACCAUGCAGAAAGCAGUCAGCUGUACUCUGGAAGUUUCUGUUCUUCUUUCCUGGGACUUAGGAUGUUUUGAGAGCUGUCUGAGCCUUGUGCCUCAGGCUGAUCAGGUGAUAUAACCUUCCUGCUCUGGGUGCUCACUGGACUACUAGGAAGUAGACAUUUGCAAGAUAUGGAAUGAGGUGAGCAUCCGUGUGUGAUCUUGGUGCAAGCUGGAUCCUGAAGAGGUUAAAACAAAUAGCAACAACAAAGCAAAAACUACUUGCACUGAGCAUUUUAAUCCCAGUAAGAAUUUCAAAUGUUGCCCUUCUGCAUACUUUCUGUCCCUACUUUAUUCUAAUGUAAGUGAAUAAACUUUAUUGGGUACUAUUUUA